Molecule: messenger RNA, 1730 nt
Organism: Drosophila gunungcola (fruit fly)
Lineage: Eukaryota; Metazoa; Arthropoda; Insecta; Diptera; Drosophilidae
Exons: 1
Coding region: 1591-1719 (42 amino acids)
Source: RefSeq, a predicted model, not a curated record
UUGCUUCUGAUUAAAAACUCGUUUGUUAAUGGGUUAACUGUGAGCCCUUUUUUCAAUAUUAUAACGACUGUUAAAUGCCACAAAUUGUUUAAUGCGUCGGGUUGCACUACCUCUCCUCGCAUCCAAACUCACGAUGGCUCUGCAGCAUGCAACCACCGAGCGAUUUAUGCAAUGCAACCAAUGCACUUAGCGCCGUUAAAUAAACAAAAGCAUUAUCAGCACCAGCACCAGCUCCAGCAGCAGCAGCAGGCAGACACAGAAUGCAGAAUGCAGAAUGCAGAAAUGCAAGACAAUGCAUUAAAUUCCCUUUGCUGUGAUGUGCGGGGAGUGAAGCCGCAGCACAGAAACAGCAGCAACACACAUCAAAAAUUCACUAUGGAACUUAUCUAAAUGCACUAAAUUACACAUUAAGCGGGUAUGCGAGUAACUUAAAUCAAGACCUGCACACACAGUCGCAAUCUAAGAGCAUAAACAACAAGAACAAGCCCCGCAAAAUGCAAAUUUGCAUUCAAGAGAGCAAGGGGGUGAGCAAAUUGAGUUGGCAUGGUCAGGGACUAGAGAUUGCGGACUCAUAUAGACUUACUUGCCCUAGCUGCUUAAUUUGCGUGCGAGCUUACAGUGUUUUUUUUUUUGUUUUUCAUCCUACUAUGGCUGCUGUGCCUGUGCCUGCCCUCCAUCGAUUAUGUAAAUGCGAAAAUUUCCAUUAAAUGCAUUGAAUUCCAUUACGAACGCAUCAUCAUCAUCAUCGUAGUCUUCAUAGUCGAAGUAGUGAAUGAGCGAACGCUGUAAGGCAGAAAGACAGAGAUCUCAGCUCUGGGCGCCCAUUGUCUUGCGGUCUGGCGAAUUUAUAGCUCUACAACUGCGAGUCGGGCACAAUGAAGUCAUUUGCUGUGGAAUGUUCGGCGGUCGUCGAGGCAAGUGAAAAUGCCUGGCCCGAAUAUCGUAAAUCGUUUACUGGUCGCCGCUUGUCUGUUGUCCAUUCGCCGUUGUCUGUUUCUCUCGAGGUAUUUUCAUUAGCCAAACACAAAUUGAGGCAACACGACACGACACACAAAACCGAAAGAAAAACACUUAACAUCAACACGAAAAGACUAAGCAAGGGCAACAAGGCUAAAAAACAUGGCUCAGAUCAGCUCAGGUUGGCCCAAGCGGACUCAGAGCGAGAAAAACCAACAGAAACUACUGUUUAAACAUCACUGCAGCCGCGUUUGCCAUGGUUUUUUUACCUGGUUCACCCUUUUCCAAUCUCCCAUGUUGGCCAAUGACCAAACAUAUGCUUACGGCUAUUUAUUCCACCAGCUGGAGGUUUAUAAUUUGCGUACUGCAGUUUGGGGCCAUCAUAAUUUCGUUGGCAGUUGGCAGGAGGAUGUGUGAAAAUGUAUGUGCGUCGGCCUGCGGCAUUUGAAACUCAGUUCAGCAAAUGUGCAGCCAAAUGGAUCUAUUGUUUGCCGGCUUUCACCACUAACGCCGCUUCACUUUUGUAUUUGGCAACACAUUUCACACUUUGAGUGGUGAAAAUCUCUCUGACUCACAACUCAAAACUCACUGGCAACUGUAAGCAAAACGGAAAUUAUUGGAAAAACCUGGAAAAUGCCGGGGGAUAAAGGAGACUGUGUUGCUGACGAUUUCGAGCGGCCCAGCAAGACCUUGGUUCUGUUGAUCUUCACCUUGGCCGUUUUCAUGAAGUUGGGCAUCAUUCUGGUGGAGAUUAUGGUGUGAGAUGGGAAUUA